Scheffersomyces coipomensis is the source of this 1645-nucleotide messenger RNA. RefSeq lists its product as uncharacterized. Bases 189 to 1319 code for a protein of 376 amino acids. The transcript has a single exon. The record is from RefSeq and is a predicted model, not a curated record. Lineage: Eukaryota; Fungi; Ascomycota; Pichiomycetes; Serinales; Debaryomycetaceae.
AAUUGAAAAUUCCGCAAUUGGUUACCGCAUUGGGAAAUGGUCGCGCUUAACUCAAAUUACUUAAGCCUCUAGAUAAAGAAAAGCGGAACCAUCUUUCCUUUGUACCGUUUGUGUAUAUAUAUAUCUGGUGAAUAUCUCUAGUGAAGAUGUAUUUGAUAUAGAUAGAGGUAUAGAACGGUAUUAUCAAGAUGGUGAAUAGUCAAGACUAUGCCUUUUAUGUGCUUGUGCUAGCAUUUGGAGCUACGAUAACAUUGUCAAUACUUAGAUUAUUCAAAUUAUAUAAUUUCAAUGCUAAACAUAAAUCAAUCCUAGUAAGGAAGUUCCCUCCAGUUGGAGAUGAUUUCAGUUGGCAAGAUACUAAACCAUUACCUAUAAGGCCAUUUGUGAAAAAGAAGAACUUCAAUGUGUCGAUGAAUUUACUGAAUUUAGUUAAAACUCCUCAAGAUUGGUUAUUAAUUGAAGAUACUUAUUUAAAACAAACUCAAUUAAGAAAGAAGUUUACUGAAUUAUAUCCAAACAAUACUUUAUUAAGUUAUGAUAAUGACAUCACUACUGCUGCGGUUAAGGAGUUUUAUGAGAUUGUUACUAAUUACUUUUUAACUCGGUAUCCUCAAUACUUCAAGUAUAAUUGGUAUAAUGGAAUGAUUAAGAAUUUAAUUAAUGAUGAAGAAUUCCCUAAAUAUGCUAAGAACUAUACUCCUCAUCAAUUAAUUUUAUACUUGGCAGCUAAUAUCGAAGAAGAUUUCCUUAUUCUUAUUAAAGAUGAUCCUAAUAAUCAUGAUGAAGAAUAUAUUCUUCGUGCUAGUGUCACUGGAUUCCCCGCGGGAUUUGAUCCCAGUCAUGGUCAUAAUAAACCAAUCUCAUUCAUUCAUGGUCCUGUACCCCAAUAUGAAAAUCGAUUAAAAUUAUCCAUGGGGAAGUUUUUUAAUAAUUUGCAACCGAAAGAUCUUUGGGUAAGACAUAAUUGGUCGGUUCAAACUCAUAAAUCUUAUUUCAGUCUUGAUUCAAAUCAUGGUCGUAAAGGUGAAGUUAUAAAACAACUUUCCUAUGAUGAAAUUGAUUUCGAUGAUGCUUGUUUCUUAAGAGUUGAACGUCAAAUCUUUACCAGAUUACCUAAACUGAGAGCCAAUAUUAUGACAGUCAGAACAUACUUAACUCCUAUGAAACAAAUUAAAGCUGAAGGAUUAGGUGAAGAGUUAUCAAGAGCUAUUGAUAGUUUACCUGAUGAUUUAGCCUUUUACAAAAAGAGAGCUGCUUGGGGCGAAGCAGUUAAACAAUUCUUAAAUAAAGAAGAUAAUUUUAAUGAAAAAGUUACAUAGAUAAAGGGAAAUUUAUAGAUCUUAAGUUAAUAUAUAAAAAUAAAGUGGAGAAAUAUAGAAUGUGUCUUGAAAUUUUUUUUUUAAUUUUUUUUAAAUUUUCAGUUCUUUUAAUCGUAGAAUUUUUUUUAAAUCAUAAUAAUAAACAGCAACAACAGUAGCAAAUGGAAAGUUAAACCUAUUCGCUUAAUUUGACGUAAUUGGCAGGGAAUAAACCACUUUCACCUGAAGUUGAAUGUUUUCCAGACCACCAAUCUUCAUCAAUGAAUUCAAUUUCAACAAUCAAAUCACCUUCUUUAAAUUCAAUUUCAUUAUCUUCAUCUCUUUCA